This is a messenger RNA of Vigna unguiculata (cowpea), 3556 nucleotides long. Its product is annotated as phospholipase D gamma 1-like. Gene Ontology annotation, biological process: phospholipid catabolic process. NCBI's taxonomy places the organism in Eukaryota, Viridiplantae, Streptophyta, Magnoliopsida, Fabales, Fabaceae. Gene Ontology annotation, molecular function: D-type glycerophospholipase activity. Gene Ontology annotation, cellular component: plasma membrane. The record is from RefSeq and is a predicted model, not a curated record.
UCUUCUUCUUCUUCUUCUUCCUCGUCGAACCUUCGAAAUCAUAAACCUUUCUCUCUCUUUCCUCAAACAAUUAUUGUUUUUCACCCAACUUCCUUAAUUCUCUGGUGCACCUUCUAUUUGUAUUAACAACAUUAUCCAAAAAUUUCCUAAUAAUUCUUCACGCGAUCAGUUUCAAUUCAAUGUUUUCUUGUGUCUUCUGUGUGCAAUCAAUUGCCCUUGUGCUAAUUCCAUCUGGGGUGUGACCCUUUUGCAUGAAAGAUCAAAUCUUGAAGUUAAACCGAUAAUUCAAUUGUGAGUUGUUUCCAUCAAUGGACAAUUAUGGGUCUUCACAACCUCCAUAUGGGUAUCCAAGCCCUUAUUUCUACCCUGGCAACACCCCUCAAUACCCUCCUCCUGAUCCAUAUGCACGACCACCGUAUCCAUAUCCACCAAAUGCUCCAGAUACCUUCAACUACUCAUACCCCCCACCUUCUCCACCACCCUCAGCACCUUAUUCUAGCCACACACGCCAUUUCACAUACCCUUCUCCUUCUCAUCCUCCACCAUCACCACCAUCUCAUGAUUCCUAUGACAUUUCUAUGCCUCAAUCAACCGAUACUUAUCCUUACCCUGACCACGAUCCUCCAAGUAGUGAUAGUUAUAAGCCUCCUGUGGUUUCUAUUCACCCUCCUUUGGAUGAUCACAUGAGCAUUGUCAGGCUGUCUGAGACCACAAGUACACUUGCAUUGUUGACACAAUCCCCUUCAAUUUCAAAUUACUAUAGAGAUGAGUUUUUUGGAUUCUCUAUCUACUCCCCCUCAGAUUUGGAUAAAGAGGACCCUACUAGACCUUCUGCUCAAUCUGAUGACUCAAUGAGUAAUCAGAGCUUGCAGAUUGUCCCAGUUCAGAACAAAGCGUCUCUGCCAGUUCUGCUCCUGCAUGGGAAUUUGGAUAUUUGGGUUCAUCGAGCCAAACACCUUCCAAACAUGGACAUGUUCCACAAGACUUUGGGAGAUGUGUUUGGGAAGUUGCCUGUAAAUGUCAACAAGGUGGAUGGAACGGUGAGCCGGAAGAUUACCAGUGAUCCUUAUGUAACAAUUUCUGUGUCAAAUGCUGUAAUUGGGAGGACUUCUGUGAUUAGCAAUAGUGAAAAUCCUGUGUGGGAGCAACAUUUCUAUGCUCCUGUUGCACAUCAUGUGGCUGAAGUUCAUUUUGUUGUGAAGGACAGUGAUGUGGUGGGUUCGCAGCUCAUUGGUGUUGUGGCAGUUCCAGCUGAACAAAUAUACUCAGGGGAAAAGAUAAAUGGGAACUACCCUAUUCUGAAUAGCAGUGGGAAGCCUUGUAAGCCAGGUGCUGUCUUGAGAUUAUCCAUUCAGUACAUUCCAAUUGAGAAACUCAUCACAUAUGAUCAAGGAGUUGGAGCUGGUCCUGAAUAUCAUGGGGUUCCUGGCACGUAUUUUCCAUUGAGGAAAGGGGGAACUGUAACUCUUUAUCAAGAUGCUCAUGUCCCAAGUGGUUCUCUACCUAAUGUUAUGCUUAACCAUGGCUUGCAUUAUAAUCAUGGAAAGUGUUGGAAUGACAUCUUUGAAGCCAUACGUGCAGCUCAGAGAUUGGUUUACAUUACGGGGUGGUCUGUGUGGCACAAAGUUAGGUUGUUAAGGGAUACUGACAAUGCAACAGAUUCCACCCUGGGUGAACUUCUUAGGACUAAGUCAUCGGAGGGAGUAAGAGUGCUUCUACUUGUAUGGGAUGACCCUACAUCAAGAAGCAUUCUUGGUUACAAAAUGGAUGGUGUAAUGGCAACUCAUGAUGAGGAAACUAGACGAUUUUUCAAGCACUCUUCUGUGCAAGUGCUGCUUUGUCCCCGCAUUGCUGGAAAACGACACAGCUGGGCCAAACAAAAGGAAGUUGAAACAAUAUAUACACAUCAUCAAAAAACUGUAAUUGUGGAUGCUGAUGCUGGAAAUGGCAAAAGAAAAAUUGUGGCAUUUGUUGGUGGACUUGAUUUGUGUGAUGGGCGAUAUGAUAAUCCUCACCAUCCUAUCUUUAGGACACUGGAGACACUGCAUAAGGAUGACUAUCACAACCCUACUUUCACGGGUAAUACUGGUGGUUGUCCACGGGAGCCAUGGCAUGACUUACAUUCUAAAAUUGAUGGUCCAGCAGCUUAUGAUGUUUUGACCAACUUUGAGGAGCGCUGGUUAAGAGCUGCGAAACCUAAAGGGUUAAAAAAGUUUACAAGUUCAUAUGAUGAUGCAUUACUUAAGCUAGACAGAAUAAAAGAUGUUAUCAGUUCAUCUGAUGAUCUUGAUCUUGAUGAGGAUAACAAUCCUGCAUCAUGGCAUGUUCAGAUAUUCCGUUCAAUUGAUUCAAAUUCUGUCAAGGGAUUUCCGAAGGUUUCAAGAAAUGCAUCAAGCGCAAAUCUGGUAUGUGGGAAGAAUGUACUGAUUGACAUGAGUAUACAUACAGCAUAUAUAAAGGCUAUUCGCGCUGCACAACAUUACAUUUAUAUUGAGAAUCAAUAUUUCAUUGGGUCUUCAUAUAAUUGGAGUCAAUAUAGAGACCUUGGUGCUAAUAAUUUAAUUCCAAUGGAAAUUGCACUGAAGAUUGCUGCAAAGAUAAGAGCAAAUGAGAGAUUUGCAGUGUACAUUGUUAUUCCAAUGUGGCCGGAGGGUGUUCCAACAGGUGCUGCCACUCAAAGGAUUCUAUUUUGGCAGCAUAAAACAAUGCAAAUGAUGUAUGAAACAAUUUACAAGGCUUUGGUUGAAGUUGGGCUUGAAGCAGCAUUCUCUCCACAAGACUAUUUGAACUUCUUCUGUCUUGGCAAUAGGGAGGCAGUAGAUGUGUAUGAGAAUGUUACUGUGUCUGGAAAUCCUCCACCAGCGAAUAGUCCACAAGCAAUUAGUAGAAACAAUCGACGAUUCAUGAUUUAUGUUCAUUCAAAAGGUAUGAUAGUUGAUGAUGAAUAUGUGAUAGUGGGGUCUGCCAACAUCAACCAGCGCUCUAUGGAAGGAACAAGGGACACUGAGAUUGCAAUGGGUGCCUACCAACCUUAUCAUACUUGGGCAAGAAGACAGUUUUAUCCACUUGGGCAGAUCCAUGGAUAUAGAAUGUCACUUUGGGCAGAACAUACAGGUACUAUUGAAGACUGUUUUUCAGAACCAGAAAGCCUUGAAUGUGUUAGGAGGAUUAGAACAAUGGGUGAACUGAACUGGAAACAAUAUGCAUCAAAUGAUGCAACAGAGAUGAAAGGGCAUCUUCUCAAGUACCCUGUAGAAGUUGAUAGAAAGGGUAAGGUAAGAUCCCUUCCUGGUCAGGAUGAGUUCCCUGAUGUGGGUGGAAAGAUUAUAGGAUCGUUUAUUGCCAUUCAGGAAAAUCUAACCAUUUGAUCAUUUUUUAUGUUCACAUUGUUGGUCAUUAGGAUGUACGAUGAAUGUAAAUUAGAGACAAUUUUGAAAUGCAAUGUAGUUGAAGGAACACCUGUGCAGUGUAUAUAGUGAUAAAAUCUUUUCCACUCAUUUUCCUUGUAUACUCACAAACCACUUGCUAAAUAUUAUCACUCCCUCCUUUUCUAUCA